CGAUUGCCUGGUCUUCAGAAGCAGAAGGACUCCAUGAAAAUGACAGAAGAAGUUAUUGUGAUAGCCAAGUGGGACUACACCGCCCAGCAGGACCAGGAGCUGGACAUCAAGAAGAACGAGCGGCUGUGGUUGCUGGACGACUCCAAGACGUGGUGGCGGGUGAGGAACGCGGCCAACAGGACGGGCUAUGUGCCGUCCAACUACGUGGAGCGGAAGAACAGCCUGAAGAAGGGCUCCCUGGUGAAGAACCUGAAGGACACACUAGGCCUUGGCAAGACGCGCAGGAAGACCAGCGCGCGGGACGCGUCCCCCACGCCCAGCACGGAUGCUGAGUACCCCGCCAAUGGCAGCAGCGCCGACCGCAUCUACGACCUCAACAUCCCGGCCUUUGUCAAGUUCGCCUAUGUUGCCGAGCGGGAGGAUGAGCUGUCCCUGGUGAAGGGGUCGCGUGUCACCGUCAUGGAGAAGUGCAGCGACGGUUGGUGGCGGGGCAGCUACAACGGGCAGAUCGGCUGGUUCCCCUCCAACUACGUCCUGGAGGAGGUGGACGAGGCAGCUGCGGAGUCCCCGAGCUUCCUGAGCCUGCGCAAGGGCGCCUCGCUGAGCAAUGGCCAGGGCUCCCGCGUGCUGCACGUGGUCCAGACGCUGUACCCCUUCAGCUCAGUCACCGAGGAGGAGCUCAACUUCGAGAAGGGGGAGACCAUGGAGGUGAUCGAGAAGCCCGAGAACGACCCCGAGUGGUGGAAAUGCAAAAAUGCCCGGGGCCAGGUGGGCCUCGUCCCCAAAAACUACGUGGUGGUCCUCAGUGACGGGCCUGCCCUGCACCCUGCGCACGCCCCACAGAUAAGCUACACCGGGCCCUCGUCCAGCGGGCGCUUCGCGGGCAGAGAGUGGUACUACGGGAACGUGACGCGGCACCAGGCCGAGUGCGCCCUCAACGAGCGGGGCGUGGAGGGUGACUUCCUCAUUAGGGACAGCGAGUCCUCGCCCAGCGACUUCUCCGUGUCCCUUAAAGCGUCAGGGAAGAACAAACACUUCAAGGUGCAGCUCGUGGACAAUGUCUACUGCAUUGGGCAGCGGCGCUUCCACACCAUGGACGAGCUGGUGGAGCACUACAAAAAGGCGCCCAUCUUCACCAGCGAGCACGGGGAGAAGCUCUACCUCGUCAGGGCUCUGCAGUGACGGCGUCCCGGCCCCACACUCGCCUCCCGGGCCCCACGGUGGAGCUGCCCGCCCGGCCUUGUGGCAGAGGCUCCUCCCGUGGGGGCGGCGGCCCCGACGGCUUCUCCGCGAGUCUCUUCUUUAUGUUCAGGUCGCUUGGUCGGUUUGUCUCCCAUUCGCCAUCCAGGCCUAACACCCACACUCGAACCCACCCGGCCGGCCAGCUUUAGAGGAGGGGGGGAGAGAGGGGCGAGUUCACAUUAUUCCUUUUCCAUCGGAAACGGCGCUCGUGCAUUCAACUCGUUCCCGCUCAUGGAACCCCUCUUUAAAAAGACGCAGGGCACCUGUGAGCGCAGGAGCGAGCCUCAGGCCACCCAGCGGCAGCACCCGCGUCCUGGGCACUCUGCGUGCUGGGCAGAGCAGGUGGGCCCCAGUCCUAGCAGCCCUCGCCCGUGUCCUGUGCCCUUACAUGGCUCCCGGACUCUGCAGGGAGCCGACACGUUUGCUGAUAGCAAUACUGGAACCACCAGGUGCGAUGGCAGUGAGGAAACUGCCCAGUGCCUUUGGGGCUGUGCUUGCAAUAAAGAAUUUCCUGGAAAGGCAGUCUGCAAAAGAGGGAACCGGUGACGCAGAAAGACAGAUGUUUUGGUAAUUUACCCCAAAUGUGCCAUCCACAUAGUGCUUUUUCCUCUUGCCCUUCGGCUUGUUUGAAUCUCACAAUUAUGUAUUUAAUUCUCAAAGAAAUAUGUAUCUGUAGCCGUUUGUUGACACUAAUACAGAUGAUUAAGGAAAACAGCUGGUCUUUGGGGAAGGGAGCUACCAACACUUUAUACACACACACACGUGCGCGCACACACACACACACUAUAUAUAUAUAUAUUAUUUACAGGGAAAUUUUUCAGGGUUUACAAAAGAGUAUGUGAUUGGUAGUAAGAGACACAGAAUGUUUAUGAAGAAAUUGCAUUUUCUUUUUCCUUUACAUUUGAACUUCUUUAUAGUUUAAAUAUACCGUCUUGAGAUGGCACAUUCCUACGAUUGAAGAAGGGGUCUUGAGAUCCCCUAAACUUGCAUACCCAGUUUUUUGGAUAUUGUAAUAAAAAAAAAAGUAUUAUGACAAG
Messenger RNA from Mandrillus leucophaeus (drill), 2279 nucleotides. RefSeq names its product NCK adaptor protein 2 (gene NCK2). Gene Ontology annotation, cellular component: plasma membrane. The transcript is spliced from 4 exons. Gene Ontology annotation, molecular function: actin binding. Bases 34 to 1182 code for a protein of 382 amino acids. Gene Ontology annotation, biological process: negative regulation of PERK-mediated unfolded protein response; regulation of Rho protein signal transduction; positive regulation of endoplasmic reticulum stress-induced intrinsic apoptotic signaling pathway. NCBI's taxonomy places the organism in Eukaryota, Metazoa, Chordata, Mammalia, Primates, Cercopithecidae. The record is from RefSeq and is a predicted model, not a curated record.